Camelina sativa (false flax) is the source of this 1214-nucleotide messenger RNA. The record is from RefSeq and is a predicted model, not a curated record. NCBI's taxonomy places the organism in Eukaryota, Viridiplantae, Streptophyta, Magnoliopsida, Brassicales, Brassicaceae.
AUGGAUCUAGGGCGAGAUGAUCCAGAACUUUUUAUCCCUCAUGCUACUUAUGCUGGUGUAUUAGCUAGAAACCGUGUUAGCUUGAUUGGGAGACUUCUUAACCCAAGAGAGCUAUGUCCAGUCCAAAUACGAGGUAUACCUCUUCCUUAUAUUUCCGAAGAAACAGUUAAGUUUAUUUCCAAAACUCUUGGAGAGUUUGUUGAGCUGGAUUUCAAUGAAGAAACAACUUCACAGAUCUCCUUCAUAAGAGUCAAGAUAGCAAUAGGAAUCACAGAUCGUCUGCGUUUUUCUAGAAGAGUCUGCUUUGAAUCAGGAGAAGGAGCCUUGAUAGGUUUUGAGUAUGAAAAGCUUAAGCAGAUUUGUACUAACUGUUCUCGUAUCAACCAUGAUUCCUCCCACUGCCCUUAUCUUGUUCCACCGGUUUAUCAAGAGGACGUCCCCAAUGUUCCAGUAACCCCUGCUUUUGAAGAAGGUGAGGGUUCCAACAUUUACAGCUUUCUGGACGAGAAGCACUCUUCUUUAAGCUCUGAGAUUUCCUCUUACUCUCCUAUCUCGCAACCACCAAGACCUGCUGCUCCUGGGCCAAACAUGGAGGAAUUCUUAGCUGCUUAUCCGAUUGGAACUCGUCUUUCUUCAAGCUCAGACUUUCGAGGAGUCUCAUCAAUGGCGAGAGAAGAUACCAAAGAGAAAGACAAAGCGAAAUUUGAAAGGGGAGAGUGUUCUAAGCGCAGAAAAGGAAAGCAAGUUCAGGUAGAGAAUGAGAGAAACACUCGCCAACGUCGAAAGGAUCCUGGAAUAAGGUUUUAUCUGACUGAGCAUGAAGCUCCAUGAUAACAGAUCAACAAACGAAUCUCAGAGAAGGAUCAGUUUCUUUAUCUCUGAGCUUUCACCUUUUGUUUUAAUCUUUUAGUUUGAAUCAGGUAAUAAACUCACUUUUCAGAUCAAGAAAGUGGAUGCUUUUGGUACACCUUGUGGUGUUAUGGUCUGCUGAACAGAUGACAAAGAAAGGUCGUAGAAGAAAUUCAUGAAGACCUUUAACUGCAAUCUUUUUGAUAAUGAUUGGGUGAUAAGUACAAUUCUUUCACAUCUAAAGCUUAUGUUAAAUCCUUUAAAACCAAAGCCAAUGAUCUUCAUUGCUUGGUCUUAUUGUGCUUGAUAUGGAAUUGAGCUUAUCUCCCCAUCAUCCCUUAGUUAUUUUAUAACUGCUUUGUAAU